GCGCCCCUGCGCACUCUCGUUCACGUGCGUGUGUGAGUGUUAUAGUGUAACAUGGAGUCCUGUACAGCACCUUACUGUCUGGCUAUAUGUGUCAUCUACGUACUCAGUCUCAUGUGUCAAGCAUUGACGGAUGAGCCACGUUUCGUUGAACCUAUACCGAAUGUGACAGUGGCUUUGGGUAGAGAUGCUUCUUUACCGUGCGUUGUGGAGAACCUUGGCACUUACAAGGUUGCCUGGAUCCACAUCGAUCGUCAGAUGAUCCUCACCAUCCACAGACACGUCAUAUCCAGGGUACCCAGGUUCAGUGUAUCUCAUGACAACCAGAAGACUUGGCUGCUUCACGUCAGCGGCGUUCAGCAAGAAGACAGAGGCUUCUACAUGUGUCAAGUCAACACAAACCCGAUGAUCAGCCAAGUUGGGUUCUUGCAGGUUGUUGUCCCCCCGAACAUCAUUGACGAGCACAGUACGGCGUCUUCAGUAGCAGUGAGGGAGAAUCAGAACAUCAGUCUAACCUGUAGGGCUAAGGGAUUCCCUGCACCAAAGAUAAUGUGGAGAAGAGAGGAUGGGAGCAGCAUGAUCAUAGACCGUAGGAAAAAAGUGAAUGUAUUUGACGGAGACUACUUGAACUUGACAAGAAUUUCCCGGACAGAGAUGGGAGCCUAUCUGUGUAUAGCAACUAACGGAGUACCACCGUCUGUCAGCAAGAGAAUUAUAGUAGAUGUUGAGUUUUCCCCUAUGAUUUGGGUACCUAACCAGCUGGUGGGGGCUCCAGUUGGUACCAGCGUCACCAUAGAUUGUCACAUCGAGGCGUUCCCGCGGGCCAUCAGCUACUGGGUGUACGACAACGUGAUGCUCCUGCCUACGUCCAAGUAUGGCACAGAAACUUCAGAGAACAGCUACAGAUCUCACAUGAAACUAACAGUCAACAACCUUCAGCCGAGGGACUUUGGGACAUACAGAUGCAUCAGCAAGAACUCUUUAGGGGAGACGGAAGGAUCCAUCAGGCUGUAUGAAAUACCACAACCGUCAGUAGCACCCAAAAGCGUUGAACAAAAAACUACAACCAAAGAAGUCGAGAGGCAAGUGGCUUCAAACGACACAAAGCAAUCUCAGCUUGGAGUCACCCCUAAAUCGUUCACCCCCGCUCAGUUCAACAUAGAGGAAGUUCUUCCCCCACGAGACCUGCCCCCGCCCCCCCACAACCAGCUCUCCGCCUCAGAUUGCGGCCACACCAACAAAGCAGAGUUCUGGAGGCUUUUACUACAGAUAACAACUUUAACAAUCAUCACAUCGUGUUACUGAUUUAGUUUGUUACGUUUUUAAUUAUAAAGUGUAUGUGAUCAAGCUGUAAAUUCAUCAUUUGUACAUACAAUGUACAUUCUGUAAAUAAGGAAAUUGUCAAUAUGACACUAACGAUAUAUCAAGCUCACAAUUAUAUGUAAAUAAUUGAGUAGUAAAUUUGUAAACUGUUAAUUAGUAGAGCGUUUAUAAAUUAUUGGCUUAGGUAAAUUAACGUUCCUAUUAAAACACUAUGAAAUAAAUGAUCAUUACUUAACGUGACUAUUGAUUGUGUAGAAGUAAAGGAUUUGUAAUAUAUAUAUUAUUUUAAAUAUUACCUUUGUGAAAAGAGUAAUUAAAGUAUUUACAUGUUACUUAAUUGUCACUUAAAGCAUUAGUAGUUCAAAUAGGUUUAUUAACAAAUUCUUUGUAAAGGACAGCACAUUGUGAUUUAAAACAUCUACUUACGAUUUAACUAACAUUUACUCGUAUGAACAACACAAUAA
Messenger RNA from Macrosteles quadrilineatus (aster leafhopper), 1784 nucleotides. Its product is annotated as lachesin-like. The coding region runs from base 52 to 1302 and encodes 416 amino acids. Gene Ontology annotation, cellular component: neuron projection. Lineage: Eukaryota; Metazoa; Arthropoda; Insecta; Hemiptera; Cicadellidae. The record is from RefSeq and is a predicted model, not a curated record. The transcript is spliced from 9 exons.